AUGGGGAUGGUAUGGACCUCUUGCUCGGAUUCUCCUCCAUCCAAAGAUGUUUUGGCGGUGGAGCCUGAUCAUGUUGAAGUUGAAAAGCUUGAGGUUAAGGCUAAUGAUCUCGACAUGCUGAGAUUGAUGAGCUCUUUAAACACUGAAGAGCUUGGGCUAAAGAAUCAGCCUGAUCAUGUUGAAGUUGAAAAGCUUGAGGUUAAGGCUAAUGAUCUCGACAUGCUGAGAUUUAUGAGCUCUUUAAACACUGAAGAGCUUGGGCUAAAGAAUCAAGUCUUGCAACGGCUGAUUAGCAAGGCAAUACCUUAG
Messenger RNA from Ilex paraguariensis (yerba mate), 309 nucleotides. The record is from the annotation of a GenBank genome assembly. Lineage: Eukaryota; Viridiplantae; Streptophyta; Magnoliopsida; Aquifoliales; Aquifoliaceae.